AUGGCGGAAGUAGAGGAGAAGGGCAGGAAACCAAGUGAAGAGUCUACAGAUGAAUCUGAGGAGGAAGACAGUGAGGAGGAGCCUAAGCUGAAGUAUGAGCGACUGGCCAAUGGGGUGACAGAGAUUCUUCAAAAAGAUGCUGCCAGCUGUAUGACAGUCCAUGAUAAGUUCCUCGCGCUGGGCACCCACUUUGGGAAGGUCUUCCUUCUGGACAUCCAAGGAAACGUUACCCAGAAGUUUGACAUUAGUCCGGUGAAGAUCAAUCAGAUCAGUUUGGAUGAGAGUGGAGAACAUGUGGGGAUCUGCUCAGAGGAUGGCAAGGUUCAAGUGUUUGGACUUUACACGCGGGAGGGCUUCCAUGAGAACUUUGACUGUCCUAUCAAAGUGGUGGCGCUGCACCCGCGCUUCAGCAGUUCAAACUGCAAACAGUUUGUAACUGGCGGCAACAAGCUGCUUCUGUACGAGAGGAACUGGCUGAACCGCUGGAAGACGUCCACUCUGCACGAGGGGGAGGGCACCAUCACUAACGUCCAAUGGAGAGCCAAUCUGAUUGCUUGGGCCAAUAACGUGGGAGUGAAAAUCUACGACAUCAGCACCAAGCAGCGAAUCACCAACGUGCUGCGGGAUAACGUCAGCCUCCGGCCUGACAUGUACCCCUGCAGCCUGUGCUGGAAAGACAACACCACCCUUAUAGUCGGCUGGGGCUCCUCCAUUAAGAUCUGCGCGGUGAAGGAGAGGGACCACGCCGAGAUGAGAGACCUUCCUAGCCGCUAUGUGGAAAUCGUGUCCGCGUUUGAAACGGAGUUCUUCAUUAGUGGCCUGGCACCUCUGGCCGACCAGCUGGUCACCCUGUAUUUUGUGAAGGAGACCUCCGAUCACAUGGAGGAGGAGUUCCGAGCAAGGCCUCGUCUGGACAUCAUCCAGCCUCUGGCUGAGGGCUGUGAGGAGAUCUCAUCCGACGCCCUGACUGUCCGUAAUUUCCAGGAGAACGAAUGUCGGGACUACCGGCUUGAACAUUCCGAGGGAGAAUCCCUCUUUUACAUCAUCAGUCCCAAAGACAUUGUGGUGGCCAAAGAGCGAGACCAGGAUGACCACAUUGACUGGCUACUAGACAAAAAGAAGUAUGAGGAAGCUCUGAUGGCUGCCGAGAUCAGUUUCAAGAACAUUAAACGCCAUGAAGUCCAGAAAAUUGGGAUGGCCUACAUAAAUCACCUGGUGGAGAAGGGGGACUAUGACUCGGCUGCAAGGAAGUGUCAGAAGGUCCUGGGGAAAAACAUGGAACUCUGGGAGAAUGAGGUGUACAGGUUCAAAACCAUUGGGCAGUUGAAGGCCAUCAGUCAGUACUUGCCCAGAGGGGACCUGCGACUCAGACCGGCCAUCUACGAGAUGAUCUUGCAUGAGUUCCUUAAGACGGACUAUGAGGGCUUUGCCAUGUUGAUCCGUGAGUGGCCAGGCGAGCUGUACAAUAACAUGACUGUCAUCCAAGCCGUCACUGACCACCUCAAGAAGGACCCGGCCAAUGGUACCCUGCUCACGACGCUGGCCGAACUUUACACCUACGACCAACGCUAUGACCGGGCCCUGGAGAUAUACCUUAGACUCCGGCAUAAAGACGUUUACCAGCUGAUCCACAAGCACAACCUGUUCUCCGCCAUAGAAGACAAGAUUGUGCUCCUCAUGGACUUCGAUAAAGAGAAAGCUGUGGAUAUGCUCCUGGAUAACGAAGACAAGAUAUCGAUGGACAGAGUGGUUGAAGAACUCCGAGACAGGCCUGAGCUCCUGCACAUAUACCUUCACAAGUUGUUCAAGAGGGACCACCACAAGGGUCAGAAGCACCACGAGAGACAGAUUGGUCUGUAUGCAGAGUAUGACCGUCCCAACCUCCUGCCAUUUCUAAGGGACAGCAUCCACUGCCCACUAGAAAAGGCUCUGGAGAUUUGUCAGGAGAGGUACUUUGUGGAGGAGACCGUGUUCCUGCUCAGCAGGAUGGGGAACUGUCGACGGGCCCUUCAGAUGAUCAUGGAGGAACUGGAGGAUGUGGACAAGGCCAUUGAGUUUGCAAAGGAGCAGGAUGACGCCGAGCUGUGGGAGGAUCUCAUCUCCUAUUCCAUCGACAAGCCUCCCUUCAUCACCGGCCUGCUCAAUAACAUUGGAACACAUGUGGAUCCUAUCUUGCUCAUCCACCGAAUAAAGGAGGGCAUGGAGAUUCCUAACCUCAGAGAUUCUCUGGUCAAAAUCCUUCAGGACUACAACCUACAGAUAUUGCUCCGGGAAGGCUGUAAGAAGAUCUUAGUGGCUGACUCGCUGUCCCUGCUUCAAAAGAACCACAGAACUCAGAUGAGAGGGGUCAGAGUGGAUGAAGAAAACAUAUGCGAAUCUUGUCACGCUUCGAUAUUACCAUCAGAUAUGGCCCAGAACUUCAGUGUGGUGGUUUUCCACUGCAGACACAUGUUCCAUAAGGAGUGUUUACCCUCUCCGGGAACGAUUCCUGGGGUCCAGUUUUGCAACAUCUGCAGUGCGAAGCGGAGAGGACCAGGAAGUGGGAUACUUGAGAUGAAGAAGUAACAGAAAAUCUCUACAUGCCGUCAUUUAAUCUUUUCCAAUUUGGAAUGAAUAGUCAUGUCAUCAUUGCUUAUUCACAUUAUACUCUGUUGCAUCAAAUGUGUAAAAAGUCAUUAUAUAAACUGUUACAACAUAAAAAUGAUAAAUGUUGCACUGUCCCCUGAAAUAGUUUUUUGCAAUUUGCUUUGAACCCCAAAUAAAAUGCAUUUGUAAUCUCAA
Messenger RNA from Esox lucius (northern pike), 2781 nucleotides. RefSeq names its product VPS41 subunit of HOPS complex (gene vps41). Gene Ontology annotation, biological process: protein targeting to vacuole; vesicle-mediated transport; cellular response to starvation. Bases 1 to 2565 code for a protein of 854 amino acids. The record is from RefSeq and is a predicted model, not a curated record. NCBI's taxonomy places the organism in Eukaryota, Metazoa, Chordata, Actinopteri, Esociformes, Esocidae. The transcript is spliced from 28 exons. Gene Ontology annotation, molecular function: protein binding. Gene Ontology annotation, cellular component: late endosome; HOPS complex.